GUUCGGACACAGAGAAUGUUACACUAACUUUACCGUGAACAUGGAUCUGGAAAACGAUAAAUCUGCAAAACAAGAUGCGCAAUUCCACGAGGGAGCUGAGACAAAGGCAAACCACAGAAAACACGACAGCACCUUUUCUGUGUUGUUGUUGUUGUCGUUCUUCGCGUUUAUCGCGUUGAAUGGAGUGGGGUACAUGCACCUAGCCAGACGCCUGGCGUAUGUUGAGGGCCAGCUGGCUUCGCAGUGUGUCCAACCUGCCAGUGGACAGUUAGUAAGCGAGACUGCAAGACAAGACCACGGUGGCGUCGAGAAGUUUGAACAGAGUUGGGGACAACGACUUAACAGUGAACAGCAACAGACGGUCGCCCUCCAACCGUCACCCUCUCUCCACCUUAACAUGGCGAGGUUAAAACGAUCAGAAGAUGUGUCUUCUGCAGGGAAAUGGGAAGUGCGUAUCUUCCACCCUAAAAGUGCACACGGCAGAAGGCACAAGCGACACCACGUCAUGGCUAAAGGUGUAGUGGAGGUGAAAAUUGGCGGGGAGUGGGGCAGGAUCUGUGACCGGAACUGGGGCAUGACUGAGGCUAACGUGGUGUGCAGAUACCUCGGGUACGGCGGUGCAACCAGGUCCUAUAGGAAGGCUGCAGCUAAUUUUGGGGACUACUUUAGUCCAGAAUUUUCCCUGAGUGAUGUGGAUUGUACGGGAACUGAACAAUCCCUCCAGGAGUGCUAUCAUGACUUUGACACCACGUCGUGUAGAGGCAAGUUCACGGCCGGAGUGAGAUGUACAGUUGCAGACGAGUGCGCGUCUAACCCGUGUCAGAACGGUGGGACCUGCCGUGACGGGCUGGACCGCUACACGUGUGACUGUCAGCCGGGCUGGGACGGCAGGGACUGCGAGACCGAGAUCAACAGGUGUUCGUCUUCUCCGUGUAAGAACAACGCCACCUGUCAUGGCGGACAGUACGAGUACAGCUGUCAGUGUGCUGCAGGGUGGGAGGGGAAGGACUGCGACAUCAAUACAGACGAAUGUGUGUCCAGUCCAUGUCAGAACGCAGGACAGUGCGUAGAUGGACAGCGUGGAUACACAUGUGUGUGUGAGCCUGGGUGGGAGGGCCUGCACUGUGAGACUGAGGUUGACGAGUGCCUGUCCAACCCGUGUAAGAAUGCAGUGAAAUGCCAAGACCUUCAGAAUGGCUACAGGUGCGACUGUCAGCCCGGCUGGGAAGGUCACAACUGUGAAAUCAACACAGAUGAAUGUGAAGCGAACCCCUGUAAAAAUAACGCCACCUGUUUGGACGGAGUCAAUACCUACAGCUGUGUGUGUGCUCCGGGGUGGGAGGGACAGGACUGUGACAUACACAACUGUGCCUCUGACCCAUGUAAGAACAACGGAACAUGCCACGUGACCACAGACGGAUACAAGUGCGCAUGCGCACCUGGGUGGCGAGGACAUCAUUGUGAAAACAUGGAGAAUGUGUGUGAGUCUAACCCCUGUCAGAACCACGGCACGUGUCAUAACGGUGGAGAUCACUACAUCUGUAGGUGUUCACAAGGCUGGGGCGGGGUUCACUGUGAAACCGUCAAAGCCGAAAAUGAGCCCAGUGCUUUAGUGUCACCCAAUGCGUCAUCGACCCACGGACAUCUCGUCAUGGACUCUGCACACAAGAAGUCGUCCUCAGCCUGGGUUCACAUAGCGGCCAGUUCAGAUUCUAGUGACCAAACAGUUACGAUUAAGGCUGGCCAUGGGGUGCUGGCAGGCCACUGGAAUACGGACACGAUUAACUCCAAAAAAUUCCACUUUGACAAUGGAAAGUUGAAGAUACUGGAAGAAGGGGACUACUACAUAUACGGCCAGAUUCAUUUUAUCGAAAAUGAAGUACUCGCCUCCAACACCAGCUACAAUGUCAUGGUGGCAAGUGAACAUCGCGGCAGACCACACCAAUUCCUGACAUGUAUGCAUGAGAUGUAUGGAACCCCACCAUACAAAACGUGCUUCACAGCGGGCAUGCGCAAACUGCACAGAAAGGACAUUGUCUAUCUGUACGUGCCGUGUAACAGCUGUGUCAUCGCUCUGAGCCCAGACACCACGUUUUUCGGCCUUAUGAAGAUUAAUUAGAUUUCGUAGUUGACUUUCUUCAAAGAUUCAAAUAGCAAAAUAUCAACUAGGUUUCCUUCAUGUACCUAAUAGUAUCUAAUUGCAAGCUUACAAUAACAGGAUAUUUUAGUAUAAAACUAAUAUGGAGACGUAUCGUAUGUUUUGUAUCAACAUAUCAUAGCAAGGUGAUGUCAUGACUAGUAUGUUUUGAUUUUUGUGUUUUAGGCAUAACGUCUAUACAAUAGACAUACUAUAGAAAUGAUCCUAAGACUAUGAUAUAUAUAAUAGAGACGGAAUGAAAGCUUGUAAUUGUCAUUGAAAAAUUGCCCACGGAGCCUGAACUGUGUUGCAGCUAGUUCACUGCCAACUUUGGAUUUAUAUGUACAUGUAUAUAUUGGCGAAGUUAAUACUUUUAGAUAUAGAAAUAGAUACCACCAUACGAAAAUGGUAGUUAAUAAAAUCUAUAUUAUUGCUGGUUUGGUUCGACGUUUUGACUCUGUAAUAAAGCUUAUAAAGGCACCGAUGCAUAGAAAGCAAUAGUCAUUUGAUAAUUAUAUAUUUGAAUAUCUGGUAAUGUUGGUUAAGCGGAAAAUGUAUACGUAUACAUUUCUGUAAAUAUUCAGAGUCAUAACUACAGCUCAACAUUGACUAUAAAGUGAAUUA
Branchiostoma belcheri (Belcher's lancelet) is the source of this 2761-nucleotide messenger RNA. Its product is annotated as protein jagged-1-like. The coding region runs from base 41 to 2119 and encodes 692 amino acids. Gene Ontology annotation, molecular function: calcium ion binding; tumor necrosis factor receptor binding. The transcript is spliced from 16 exons. Gene Ontology annotation, biological process: axon guidance; immune response. The record is from RefSeq and is a predicted model, not a curated record. Lineage: Eukaryota; Metazoa; Chordata; Leptocardii; Amphioxiformes; Branchiostomatidae. Gene Ontology annotation, cellular component: membrane.